Messenger RNA from Megalops cyprinoides (Indo-Pacific tarpon), 1272 nucleotides. RefSeq names its product bis(5'-nucleosyl)-tetraphosphatase [asymmetrical]-like. The coding region runs from base 117 to 560 and encodes 147 amino acids. Gene Ontology annotation, molecular function: bis(5'-nucleosyl)-tetraphosphatase (asymmetrical) activity. The transcript has 3 exons. Lineage: Eukaryota; Metazoa; Chordata; Actinopteri; Elopiformes; Megalopidae. Gene Ontology annotation, biological process: AMP biosynthetic process; ATP biosynthetic process. The record is from RefSeq and is a predicted model, not a curated record.
GAGAUACGUACGAGAGGAAAUCAACACCAGCGUGAAUUAAAAUGUGUGGUUUGUCCAGACUGUAGGAUUGUUGAGUUGAAUUGAGUUCAAUCACCUGCUACCUCCUUAAAUGGGCAAUGGCUCUGCGGGCGUGUGGACUCAUCAUAUUCCGGCGGCUGAUUCAGCCUCCUCCUUCGGACAGCAUCCAGUACCUCCUCCUCCAGACCUCAUAUGGCGAGCACCACUGGACUCCACCGAAAGGUCAUGUUGACCCGGGCGAGGACGACAUGACCACUGCCCUCCGGGAGACCCAGGAGGAGGCAGGGCUGGGUGGGGAGCAGCUGAGGAUUGUGGAUGGCUUCCUGAGCGAGCUUCGGUACGAGGUGCGGGGCAAGGGGAAGGUGGUUCUCUACUGGCUGGCUGAGCUGAAGGACCCCGGGACUGCGGUCACCCUGUCAGAGGAGCACCAGGAUUACCGCUGGGCUGGGCUGGAGGAGGCGUGCGCAUUGGCCAGGUACAAAGACUUGCAGGACGCCCUGCGGGAAGCGCACCGCUUCCUGCUGGCGGGGAAGGCACAGUGAUGCCAUUGUCUGUGUCAUCGAAAACGCUGCAUUGGAUGAAGGCAGCACAUUUAAUGUGGAAAAAAGUACUUGACACAUUAAAGGGAACCUUAUGGACCCACAUCACCAUGUUAUGCUGUAUAUACCGUCUAUUAUAGACCUUGCUGAGGCAUGUUCAGGGAGCAAGUUGAGCAAGCUGACACAGAUGCAGGUAUAUUGUACUGGCAUGCCCACAAACACUGCAGUCAGUGACUGAUUUGCAGAGAUUUGCAAAUACAUGGAAAUUGUCCACAUUAUUAUUUUUUUUAUCUGAUUUGUUUUCUGAAAGUACAUAUGUGUUCCUCCACCAUGUCUGUAAAUCUAUGAAGUCAUUAAAUUAAAAUGUUCUAAAAGUUUAAUUGCACAAACAUGUAAUGAACAAAAUCAAUUAACGUUUCUCCAUUCUCAUAUAUGAUUGACCGUUUAACAAACUGCGCAUGGCUGCUUCCCAUUCGCUCUGCAUGACCCCACCGCCCACUCCUUGACUCCAGCGAUCUGUGCUGGAGACGUCUACCCAUUUUGUUUUCCGAUCUUCUGUUCCUUUUCACGUGAUGGGAAUCCCUGUAGUGAAGUGUUUAGAACACAUCUGUAAUGUGCCUAAUUGCAGUGAAGGACUGUGUGUACACAUACAUAUUUAAUGAUAAAGAACAUUAAAAUGUUAAAAGUGCAACACCAUAUAAGACACGACAGAUAG